Daldinia vernicosa is the source of this 2062-nucleotide messenger RNA. RefSeq names its product amino acid transporter. The transcript has 7 exons. Gene Ontology annotation, cellular component: membrane. Gene Ontology annotation, molecular function: transmembrane transporter activity. NCBI's taxonomy places the organism in Eukaryota, Fungi, Ascomycota, Sordariomycetes, Xylariales, Hypoxylaceae. Bases 177 to 1748 code for a protein of 523 amino acids. Gene Ontology annotation, biological process: transmembrane transport. The record is from RefSeq and is a predicted model, not a curated record.
GAUAAGCUGAAAUGAGCAGCUUAAAUGCCUUAGGUACCUAUAAAGGUAGGUAUAUUUCCGUGAUAGCAACCUGAUGAUUAAGAUCUUGUGUUUCUCAACUUCAAGUUCUCAUAACAUCCUCCCACCCCCACCCCCAGUCAAGUAGACCUAAUAAGUGGACUUGAUCGUAUAUCAUAAUGAGUUCUAUCAAGGAAAAGAUUCCCCAGGCUGGCUUGCCCAGCGUCGUGGAUUUCGAACAGGGACAUACGCAACUCGGAACGAUACAUGAUGUACAAAACCUCACGAUGCUUGGCUACAAGCCAGAGCUACGACGCAACCGAUCCAUGUUUACUUUAUUAUUCCAAUCCUUAGCGAUCGCUGCCAUACCAUAUGGCUUCGGCGGUCCUCUAAUCAGCGCUAUCUAUGGCGGUGGCCAACUGCCAAUGUUUCUCGGAUGGAUUGUGGUUUUAAUCCUCGGCGAAUGCAUCGCUCUAUCACUAGGCGAACUGGCCUCUCGAUAUCCGACGUCAGCAGGCCCUUAUUAUUGGAGCUUCCAGCUCGCUAGCCCGAGAUAUCGGACAGGUCUCUCCUUCAUCUCCGGCUGGACAUGGCUUAUCGGAAAUUGGACCAUCACUCUGUCGGUCAACUUUGGGUUCGCGUCUAUGCUGGCUGCGGCAGUGUCAUUGUACAUGCCAGACUUCACUAUAGAGGCCUGGCAACUCUUGCUUAUCUUCUAUGCCGUGUGUAUUCUUACGUUCUUUUUAGUUGCCUAUGGCAAUAAAAUUCUCCCACUAGUCGACACGAUAUGUGCUAUAUUUACAGCCAUUAGCAUCGUCGUUACUUGCAUCUGCCUCUCCGUAAAAGCAGAUGUCGGCAGACAUUCUCCCAGCUACACUUUGGGGCAUUACGAUACGUCGCUCUCUGGCUGGGACGGCUUUUCGUUUUGGAUUGGGAUCUUACCUUCGGCCUAUACGUUUUCGGCUAUUGGGAUGAUCUCGUCAAUGGCAGAGGAAUGCGGUGAUCCCACGGUUAAGCUACCAAACGCGAUAUCUCUUUGCAUACCGGUUGGUGGUAUUGCUGGGUUAUUCUUUAUAAUUCCCCUAUGCGCAACAUUGCCCGACUUGGCAGAUGUAAUCACAGCGCCAGUAGGCCAAGCAUUGCCGUAUAUCUUUGGAAAAGUCAUGGGGUCGCCUGGAGGUGGACUCGCUCUUACUUUACUUGUCCUUAUAAUCACCUUAUUCUGCUCAAUCUCCAUUACUUGUGCGGCAUCGAGAUGUACGUGGGCCUUCGCACGGGACAAUGCCAUUCCACUUGCUCGCCUCUGGUCGAAGAUAGACGAACGCCACGGCACGCCGAUCUGGGCACUUGUGCUUACUACGCUCAUUGAGAUGCUCCUUGGACUAAUCAACCUGGGAUCUUCAUCGGCAUUUCUUGCCUUUGUGUCAGUUGGCGUUAUAUCCCUUGCCGUAUCUUACGGGAUACCUAUUGCUAUAUCACUAUUUCAUAAUCGCAAGGAAGUCAAUAGCGCCAAGUGGACCAUGGGGAAAUACUUAGGAUUGGUGGUUAAUUUGCUCGCGAUACUUUGGAUUGUUUUCGAAGUAGUAUUGUUUUCUAUGCCUACCGUCUUGCCGGUCACCGAGGUUAAUAUGAACUACGCGAUUGUAGUCUUCGUUGGAUUUAUGGUUCUUAGCGCGAUAUGGUAUGCCAUAUAUGCUCGGAAAGUGUAUCGAGGACCUCCAGAAUCAGAUGGGCUCGCUAUCGAUUCUUAGUUGAAAGCACUGCUUACCUUACGACCAAGGGUUAGAAUGGAGCGGGCGAGCCAAAAAGAAAAAAGGGGUAUUCAUAGUAGUAAGAAAUCCCUUGAUGAAUAACAAUGGAUAUAAUUCGUAGAAGUAGGCUUCAAGGUGAAAUUAAUUAGGUAGAUAGGUAGUUAGAAGUGGUAUGGUCCAACCUUUCUAGUUUAGAAUUCCGUCUUACAGGAUUUCCUUUUCAUACAAACUAAUAGUUAUAUUACUAUUUACCUAAUAAGCUUCCUUAGUAUCUAUCAAGGGCCACUCUUAUUCCGCCGGAGGGGGUUUCCGAC